Messenger RNA from Zingiber officinale, 640 nucleotides. RefSeq names its product 60S ribosomal protein L35-4. The coding region runs from base 87 to 458 and encodes 123 amino acids. NCBI's taxonomy places the organism in Eukaryota, Viridiplantae, Streptophyta, Magnoliopsida, Zingiberales, Zingiberaceae. The transcript has 4 exons. The record is from RefSeq and is a predicted model, not a curated record. Gene Ontology annotation, molecular function: structural constituent of ribosome; mRNA binding. Gene Ontology annotation, cellular component: ribosome; cytosolic large ribosomal subunit. Gene Ontology annotation, biological process: maturation of LSU-rRNA from tricistronic rRNA transcript (SSU-rRNA, 5.8S rRNA, LSU-rRNA); translation.
GUGCUAUAUAUACUUCUCGUGCUGUUAGGGUUACUUUGCGUCUGAAGCAGGACGAAGAGGCGGAGGCUGUUUGUUUUUUCAUAGCGAUGGCGAGGAUCAAGGUCCAUGAGCUUCGCGGGAAGACGAAAACUGAGCUCCAGAAUCAGUUGAAGGAGCUGAAGAAUGAGCUUUCCCUACUCCGCGUUGCUAAGGUGACCGGUGGCGCGCCCAACAAGCUCUCGAAGAUAAAGGUGGUGAGAUUGUCGAUCGCGCGUGUGCUGACUGUGAUCUCGCAGAAGCAGAAAUCUGCGCUGAGGGAGGUUUACAAGAAGAAGAAGCUCCUACCGCUGGAUCUCCGCCCCAAGAAGACGCGUGCGAUCCGCCGCCGGCUUACCAAGCAUCAGGAGUCUUUGAAGACAGAACGUGAGAAGAAAAAGGAGAAGUACUUCCCCCUGAGGAAGUAUGCCAUCUUAACUUAGAUAUCAAUAUUGUGAUUCUUAAGCUUUGCCAGAUUUUGUUAUUCAUACUGGAGUUCCAGUGUGAUCGAGAUCCAUAUUUUUGUUCAUCUUGUUAUACCGAAGUAUGCCAUUAGAUUUGUUAUUCUGGAAAUGUUAGUCUGAUACAUUCUAGUAAGUAAUUUGCCCUUUCUCUUCUGUAUUAA